AUGGACUGGGAUCGUCUCGAUUGGCUCCUCGCACCCGUCCUUGUUGGGCUGGUGAUCAUUCUGGCCGCGCGUGUUACUGGCUUCUGGUGGUGUUUGGCCUACCUUUUGCUGUCCACACUCGCUGUGGCCCUCCUCCAUGCCCGGUGGAGGCGCCGGGGCGGCUUCGCUGAGUCAGAUGGUGCAGAGAGGAGCUCUGCAAAAUGGGCUUUGGCUUCGCGGGCGGUGUGCUGGGGCGUUGCCUUCAUCGCCGUGGAGUUUCCCUUUCGGAAGUGGGGCUUUGAGACCUUCACAACCUUUACACUCUGGACCUGGCUUAACAUGUUCAUCUACUUCUCGCUGAUGCUCUUGAAGAGCCUCUACGACUUCUGCCGAGGCUCCAAGAGUGCAGCCAGCACGCGCAGCGGCAUGCUGCUGUGGUUCGAGGUUCUCUAUGGCAUGGCAUGGCUCGUCGAUGCCAUGUAUUGGCUGGUCUUGGUGCCCUACGCCGCCUUCAAAGAGGGAGACGGGGGCUUGGCCCGUCGCACGACGCGGCUGAAUAUCUACCUCCAUAGCCUCAACGUCGUGCUCAUGAAUCUGGAGCUGGCCACGAUGAGCUGCGGCGUGAGCAUCUACCACUCCAUCUUUGGGAUCUACUUCGGCGUCGUCUACAUUGGCUUCAACUGGAUCGUGCACGAGGUCAAGGGGGGCUGGACGUACUUCUUCCUCGACUUUACUCGGGACGACGCCACACUGUACCUUCUCCUGCUGCAAGUCGUGGUGGUUCUCUCCUUCGGCAUCGGCGCGCUACUGUCGCAGUGCAUGGCCCGCAUCCAGAGAAGGCGCUACACGCCAACUCCAGCGUGCAAAGGCAGCCCCAACGGUACGGAUGAGGAGGAUGUUUACAGGGGUCUGGAAAUGCAGCCUGUGCAGCCGGCUUCCCCUGUGGGUGCAUCAGGAUCCGCAGCAUGA
Symbiodinium natans is the source of this 948-nucleotide messenger RNA. The record is from the annotation of a GenBank genome assembly. Lineage: Eukaryota; Dinophyceae; Suessiales; Symbiodiniaceae.